AUGGGAUUUACUUAUAAUCACAGUUCUGGUGAUUAUGGUCUGAAGUCAGCAGCAGAAAUCUUACUUGAUGAAAAUUGUGCAAGUGUAAUGUGGAUCGCUGUUUUCCUAAGCACCGUGGUUUUGGGAUUCACACUCUGGUUGAUCACGCGCCUCUGGACUUCGAUUUCUGGAGAUCAAGGGCUCAGCAUCUCCACUUCCUUCUUCUACACCUGCGAAGUGCUCGUCUCUGGUCCCAGUCUGAAUCUCCCGGUCAAUUUCACUACCAGGUUGGUGGCAUUGUGUUUAUGGAUAUUCUCCUUUAUCGUGACUUCGGCCUACAAGUCGUCCUUGAUCGCACACCUGACAAUCCCAGUCUUUCCUCCACCAAUCAACAGCUUCCAGGACUUGCUCGACUCCGACGGAGUCACAUGGGGCAGCGAUGUGCUCGAAGGGGCGGAGUUCAUGUACUUCAACUGCAGUCUGGAUCCUGUGGUCAGGGAAUUUCGAUCCAGGUCAGAGAUCGACACAUUGGACAACCAUAUGGACAAGGUCAUGAAAGGUCGCCAUGCAUACCUCGAGUCCCAAAUUUACAUGAGAGACAUCAUCGCUUCCCAGUACACGAGCAGCCUUGGCUAUACCCCUAUCCAUUUCAGUGAGACGCAGUAUCCCACCGCUGGCUACGUUUGGGGUUUCAGGAGAGGCGCCAUAUUCACGGAAGCCCUGACGAGGAUGAGGACUCGACUUAACGAAGGGGGUCUUUUUGACUAUUGGACGAAUGACGUCAUCAACACCAAAGCCUGGAAGACCAGGAGAGACAUCAAGGAAAAGGGAGGUCAGCUGAAGCUCGACGCUGCUGACUUUCGUGGAGAGGACACAGUAACCAAGGAAGUCCUAAGUCUGAACCAUUUACAAGGAUGCUUCUACAUCUUGUUCAUCGGAUAUAUCGUCGCCCUGUUGACACUGACGUUGGAAAUCUGCAUAGGACACCUCAACUAAAACUGAGGAAUAUUCUGCGUAAUAUGGCCAUCAUCCACUUAUGAACGGAUCACAAUAUUCACACAAGACACAUUCCCCACUAGAGUCGGUUUCAAACACGCUCAUGUGUAUGCAUCACCAAAACAUCAUAUCUUC
Macrobrachium nipponense is the source of this 1110-nucleotide messenger RNA. Its product is annotated as ionotropic receptor 21a-like. Gene Ontology annotation, cellular component: membrane. The record is from RefSeq and is a predicted model, not a curated record. Lineage: Eukaryota; Metazoa; Arthropoda; Malacostraca; Decapoda; Palaemonidae. The transcript is spliced from 6 exons. Gene Ontology annotation, molecular function: ligand-gated monoatomic ion channel activity. The coding region runs from base 1 to 975 and encodes 324 amino acids.